Durio zibethinus is the source of this 999-nucleotide messenger RNA. The record is from RefSeq and is a predicted model, not a curated record. NCBI's taxonomy places the organism in Eukaryota, Viridiplantae, Streptophyta, Magnoliopsida, Malvales, Malvaceae.
UUUUGUUUAUUACCUUCGACAUGUUGUUGUCUCUAAUUAUAAUUUGGGUGCACCUACUAAGUGUUAUCCAUCUUUUGAGGUAUGAACUUGCUUCUGGUGAAAGUUACUUUCGACAAGGUGAUCUUGGACGGGCCCUGAAGAAAUUUUUAGCUGUGGAGAAGCACUAUGCUGAUAUUGCUGAAGAUCAAUUUGAUUUCCAUUCUUAUUGUUUGCAGAAAAUGACACUCUGUGCAUAUGUUGAAAUGCUAGAAUUUCAAGAUCGGUUGCAUUCACAUGCUUAUUUUCACAAAGCAGCAGCUGGUGCCAUCAGAGGAUACCACUUGAUUUACUGCAAGGAAACAAAUUUCGUAAAGCGGCAAUUGAUUGCAUUAAGCCUCUUCUAACCUUUAUAUCCAGAGUCGGAUACUGAAACAUGUUGGUGAUUUGGUAGCUGUGGCUUCAUUGACAGAUGAAGCUAGGUGUAUGGAUCUUGCAGAUCGUUAUAUAAACAAUGAAUCUGUGAAGCGAAUGUUGCAGUCUGAUCAGGUGGCUUUGGCAGGAAAAACUGUUGUUUUGUUCACAAAAGAUGGGGGCCAGCACAACAACCUUCAUGACAUGCAGUGCAUGUGGUAUGAACUUGCUUCUGAUGAAAGUUACUUUCGACAUGGUGAUUUUGGACGGGCCCUGGAGAAAUUUAUAGCUGUGGAGAAGCACUAUGCUGAUAUUACUGAAGAUCAAUUUGAUUUCCAUUCUUAUUGUUUGAGGAAAAUAAAACCACGUGCAUAUGUUGGAAAGCUAAAAUUUAAAGAUUGGUUGCAUUCACAUGCUUAUUUUCACAAAGUAGCAGCUGGAGCCAUUAGGCUCCUUCAACUGAUUUAGCUGUUUCAGAGCUGAAACAUGCAUCUGCUGAAUCAUUUUUUCUUGCUUGGUGCAAGGACCAUUGUAGAGAUAGUUGAUGCCCCUCAAGGAUUUGAGCUGGUUACUGACAAUAUAACCACUCUAAAGCCACAGACUCUGCUU